This is a messenger RNA of Brassica oleracea var. oleracea, 1839 nucleotides long. RefSeq names its product protein ZINC INDUCED FACILITATOR 1-like. Gene Ontology annotation, cellular component: plant-type vacuole membrane; plasma membrane. The record is from RefSeq and is a predicted model, not a curated record. Gene Ontology annotation, biological process: regulation of stomatal closure; transmembrane transport. The transcript is spliced from 15 exons. The coding region runs from base 232 to 1671 and encodes 479 amino acids. Gene Ontology annotation, molecular function: solute:potassium antiporter activity. Lineage: Eukaryota; Viridiplantae; Streptophyta; Magnoliopsida; Brassicales; Brassicaceae.
UUCUAAACAUGGAGUGUACCAGAUCGAAUCUCCCGUUCGAGAUCAAUCACGUUUUGGAAUCAAAGCCAUCUGGUUUCACGGGAGAGAGAUUGAGAUGAGAGAGAGGAGGAGACUUCCGUGUCUGACGCGUGUCUCAUAAGCGCCGGUGCUUCCUCUUCCUAAUUAAGCAACGGUUCUUCAUUUAAAAGGUUGGGAUUUCCUUGUGGUGGAUUCGAAUUUGGAACGUGGAAAAUGGCUAAGGAGUACAAGGAGGCGUUGUUGGAGAAGCACUACCACGAGGGAUGUCCUGGUUGCAAGGUGGAGAAGAUGAAGGAGGUCCGUCGAGGAUAUCCUUACCUGGAGCUCUCCUUCAUCUGGAUCGUAAUACUCUCCACAUCUCUUCCCAUUUCUUCAUUGUACCCCUUCCUCUAUUACAUGAUUGAAGACUUUGGUGUUGCCAAGACAGAGAAAGACAUUGGAUAUUAUGCUGGCUUUAUAGCGUGCGCAUUCAUGUUUGGACGAGCACUGACAUCAAUUUUCUGGGGAAUAAUGUCUGAUCGAUAUGGAAUAAAGCCUAUCAUUCUCUUGGGAACCGUCACAAUUGCUGUGUUCAAUGCUCUGUUUGGCAUGAGCACGAACAUAUGGAUGGCCAUUGCGACUAGGUUUAUGCUUGGCAGCUUUAACUGCCUUCUUGGAACCAUAAAGGCAUAUGCUACGGAGAUCUUCCGUGAAGAGUACCAAGCGACGGCAAUGUCAGCGGUCAGCACGGCUUGGGGAAUUGGCCUCAUCAUUGGCCCAGCUCUAGGAGGAUUUUUAGCACAGCCUGCAGACAAAUAUCCGAGUGUCUUCUCCAAAGAAUCCAUCUUUGGCAGGUUCCGUUAUGCCUUGCCUUGUUUUACGAUAUCAGCUUUCGCGCUGGUCGUGACAGCGCUGUGCUGUUUCAUCCCGGAAACACUGCACAAUCAUAAGCUGGACAACACUUCAGAUGAUGACUCAAUCGAAGUACUUGAAGCUGCAUCUCUUGAAUCUAUCGAGAAGACAGGAAACAACAAAAAGGGGUCUCUGUUGAAGAACUGGCCCCUCAUGUCAUCUAUCCUAGUCUAUUGCGUUUUGUGUCUGCAUGACACAGCGUAUUCUGAGAUAUUUGCUUUGUGGGCAAAUAGUCCUAGUAAGUACGGAGGUUUGGGAUACUCAACGAAUCAUGUUGGUACUAUUUUAACAGUCUCAGGUCUCGGCCUAUUUGCUUUUCAGGUCAUCCUUUAUCCAUCAGCCGAGAGACUGCUAGGAGCCGUGCUGCUCACCCGUUUAGCUGGGGCACUGAUGAUACCUGUUCAGUUGAGCUACCCCUUUAUAGCUCUUCUCUCAGGUGUCAGUAGAAGCAUACUAUUGAGCUUUGCUUCUAUCCUAGUCAAUGUAUUCAGCGUCUCCGCCAUAACCGGCAUGGUGAUUCUGCAAAACAGAGCCGUUGAUCAGCACCAGAGAGGUGCUGCCAACGGACUUGCGAUGACUUCCAUGUCACUCUUCAAAACCGUUGGACCAGUUGGUGCUGGAAUACUUUUUUCUUGGACCGAAGGGAGAAAAGAUAUUGUUUUCUUACCAGGACCCCACAUGCUCUUCUUCUUUCUUAACCUGAUGGUCAUUGUAGGAGUAUCUCUUACCUUCAAGCCCUUUCUGGUCACAGCUAGAAGGUGAACUUCAGUGAAAGUGGUGGUAGGAAGAUGUAUGGAUUCGUGGUUGCUUCCUUCCUUCCUUCCUUUUAGUUCUAGUUCUUUAUUUCCUUGUCUUGUCUGAUUGAAGUUAUCGGUUUGCUACUGUAAUCAGAUUUCUUUCGGUUAUCGUUUUGAUAUAAAUUUCUUUUGG